Phycodurus eques (leafy seadragon) is the source of this 3199-nucleotide messenger RNA. Its product is annotated as calpain-5-like. Gene Ontology annotation, molecular function: calcium-dependent cysteine-type endopeptidase activity. Gene Ontology annotation, biological process: proteolysis. The record is from RefSeq and is a predicted model, not a curated record. NCBI's taxonomy places the organism in Eukaryota, Metazoa, Chordata, Actinopteri, Syngnathiformes, Syngnathidae. Gene Ontology annotation, cellular component: cytoplasm. Bases 291 to 2222 code for a protein of 643 amino acids. The transcript is spliced from 13 exons.
UAUUCUGUCCCUGGACUGUCUCCUUAGUCAAGCCUUAAAUCUUUAAUUCAGCUGUGUAAGUCAUUUCCCAUAAAUUCACUAGAGUAAAACAAUACUAGCGGAUGUUUACGCAUAAGAGGAGAGCGGUGGAAACUUAAGCAGACAGGGUGCGGCUCCAACAAUGCAGUAAUGCACCGACGGUGUGUGGGAGGUCAAAGGCAGGCAGGUAAAAACACUCAGAGGCUUCCUCAUUGUGGAGCAGGAAGGCAUUCAUCACUGUGUGUGAGCUGUGAGUCUUCCACUUGUGGACCAUGUUCUCCUCUGCGACCCCCUACAAGAACCAGCACUACGCUGAGCUAAAGAAGGACUGUAUCAAGAGUAAGAAACUGUUUGAUGAUCCAGAGUUCCCGUCCGUAGAUGCAUCACUGUAUUUUCAGAAACCACCACCUGGUAGGGUGCAAUGGAAACGUCCAGGGGAGAUCAGCAAUGAUCCUCACCUGUUUGUGGAGGGUGUCAGCGCCCAUGACUUGAACCAGGGCUCAGUGGGGAACUGCUGGUUUGUGGCCGCCUGCUCGUGUCUGGCACUGAAGCCAAACCUCUGGAAGAAGGUAAUUCCAGACUGGAAGGAGCAGGAGUGGGACUCUAAACACCCGGAGAACUAUGCCGGAAUCUUUCACUUUCAGUUUUGGGUGUUUGGAGAGUGGGUGGAUGUGGUGGUGGAUGACCGGCUUCCUACAAUCAACGGAGAGCUCAUCUACUGUCACUCCAAAGACAACAAUGAAUACUGGAGCGCUCUGCUUGAGAAAGCAUACGCAAAGCUCUCUGGCUGCUAUGAGUCUCUGGAGGGGGGCAACACUGGAGACGCUGUGGUGGACUUCAGUGGAGCUGUGGCCGAGGCCAUCAACCUGGAAGCAGAGGCUUACUAUAAGGACCAGGAGAAUCUAGACCAUCUCUUUGCAGAUCUCCUCAAAGUUUACGACCGUGGCGGAAUCAUAAGUUGCUCCAUUAAGGCACAACCUCACGAACUUGAGCUCAAGCUGGCCAACGGGCUGGUGAAAGGUCACGCCUACUCGGUGACCGCGGUGAACAGGGUGCGUCUCGGUCACGGGCUGGUGGCCUACUUCAAGAACGAAACCAUCCCCAUGAUCCGCAUGAGGAAUCCCUGGGGCAAGACUGAGUGGAAUGGAGCCUGGAGUGACAGCUCUGAGGAAUGGUCAAAGGUUGGUGACACAGAAAGGGGCAACCUCGGCAUCACAGUGGAGGACAACGGAGAGUUCUGGAUGUCUUUCACAGACUGGUGCAAGCACUUUACAGAUGCCGACGUGUGCCGUCUCAUCAAUACGUCGCUGAUCAGCAUCCACAAGACCUGGCAUGAGGUCGUCCACUUUGGGAGCUGGACCAAGCAAGCGGAGCCUCUUUUAAACCGCUGCGGUGGCUGUGCUAACCACAAGUCCACCUUCCUGCAGAACCCACAGUACAUGUUUGAUGUCACAAAGGAAGCCGACGAAGUCCUCAUCUCCUUACAACAAAGAGAUAUGAAAAUCCACAGGAAAUUUGGUCAAGGGGAAAAUCUAACAAUCGGCUUUGGCAUCUUCAAGGUGGAACUGAACAGAAAAUACAGGCUGCAUGACAUCCUGACCCAGAAUUGCGUGGCGACGUCGACCUACAUCAACGCCCGCACGGUCUUCAUGAGGUACAUGCUGCAGCAGGGCCGCUACGUCAUCCUCCCAACCACCUUCACGCCUCACAUUCUGGGCGACUACAUGCUCCGACUCUUCACAGACGUGGACUCAGGCUGCAGGGAGCUGAGCGAGGAUAAGCCGAGGGUGAGAUGCUGGAGUUCCUUUCUGGGAUACCCACAAGUGGUGACCCACAUCUACGUGCUUGCUGCUGAGGGACUGCAGAACCAGGACAGUACAGGGGGCGCAGACCCAUAUGUGAUCAUAAACUGUGAGGGAAACUCAGUAAAAUCUACAAUACAGAAGGACACUUUGACACCAGAGUUUAGAACUAGUGGUAUUUUCUACAGGAAGAAGCCCAGGAAGCCUUUAACUGUACAGAUCUGGAACAGUAAUGCGAUGCAGGACCAGUUCAUGGGCCAAGUGGUGCUUUCCGGUUCUGUGAAAGACACCAUCGAUCCUCAGAGGCUUCAGCUGAGGAAGCAAGGCCGCAACAUGGCCGACGAGAUGCCCGGCAGCGUUAAUUUGAGAAUAAUCACGUCCACUCAACUCACCGCCAUUUGAGGCUCGAACCCCGACUGCAGGAGUUCAAGCGGAACUGUGAAACUAUGAUGACGACUUGCCAGUAAGGUCUUCGCGUGAUAUGAUUAUGAAUAUGAUUUGCAUAUUUGUAAAGCAAGACCAUGCAGGACAGUGUGAUUGUCAAUUUUUUUAACCAUUUUUAAAAAAUCUUUUUAUGAAUAACUUAUACAUUCUAUAAUGACCGUUUACACUUAAGAUCCUCUGUAAGGCUCAUAAUGAUUUGUUCAUUUUAUUAGUCAUUGUCAUAUACACUUAACUACUUGUUUAAAUGUUUUUUUUUAAUUAUUAUUAUUCAUUUGACAAGUUUUGAACAUUGUACUGCACUGCAUCAUACUGAGAGGUGUUUCUAAUACCUUAUAAGGGGGAAAAUAUUAGAAACAGCUCCAAAUAUGAUGCAUAAAUACAGGCUUAAUAUGUGACAGUGCCUAUCACAACUGAGUAUUAUCUUUGUUCAUAAAGCUCUUGUAUUGGAUCUCAAUGGUGUUGUGAAGGCGUACCUAAUGAACUGUCCGCUGAGUGUAUAUCCUGCAAACAAAAUAUAAAAAACAGAAUUAAUACAUCACCUAGUUCCAUAAUGCAGCUUCCAUUCCUCACUUUUCCCAGUUUAAAUAUGCAUGCCCUGCAGUUAGGGUUGCAAAAUUCCACACGUUUUCAAAGUUGGAAACUUUCCAUGAUGAAUUGAUCGAAUAAACCAGCAAUUUCCAAAUUUGAAGUUGGCUCUCAAUAGGGAAAUAUAGUUGGGGAAGAUAUAUUUUAGAAUACUCUUGAAUAAAACAACCAGAUUUCAUGCAGGUAGUGUGGAGUCCCCUAACUUGCAAGUUUUUAGAGUAACCUUUUGGUCAGUUUUUGCUUUGUGUUACAAGCCAAAAUGUGCAUGUGUGCAAGAAGAGCUAUGACAAAACAAAAUGUUUAUAUUUUGCGUGAACAUGCUAGCUUUCCAUUAAACUCCUGGGGUUAAA